Molecule: messenger RNA, 1407 nt
Organism: Fonsecaea erecta
Lineage: Eukaryota; Fungi; Ascomycota; Eurotiomycetes; Chaetothyriales; Herpotrichiellaceae
Exons: 1
Coding region: 1-1407 (468 amino acids)
Cellular component (GO): Golgi apparatus
Molecular function (GO): antiporter activity
Source: RefSeq, a predicted model, not a curated record
AUGCUGGGGAACGGCGUCAGGUCCAGCAUCCUCUCGGUCUGGCUGUACUUCACGCUCAACAUGGUCGUCACGGUCACAAACAAGCAGAUCGUGUCUCGGACUGCAUGUCCCUGGCUCCUCACGGCGUCCCACGCAUUCACUACGUUCGUCACCACGGGGGUGAUCACACGCCUCCAGCGACCGAAUUUCACCUCGUCGACUACAUCUGCCCCACGUUCCUUGGCUGUUGCCCAUUGUGGACGCCGCGGUGAUAAUGACGAUUACGACGAGGAUGGCGGUGAUGAAAGCGAACACCAGCAUCGCGGUGGAGAUGAGAUCAAACCCGAUCUACGCACCCACCUCCGAGUCCUUCUCCCUUUCUCCAUCCUGUACACAUUCAACAUCGCCCUGUCCAACAUGGCCCUGGGGCUGGUGACGUUGACGAUGCACCAAACCAUCCGCGCGACGACACCGGCCAUCACAGUCCUGAUCUCCAUCGCGUGGCUGGGACGGUCUUGGAGGGAAUAUCCCGCCGGUGCGUACGGCGGCAUCGGACUGACUAUCUGUGGGGUGAUCAUCGCGACCAACGCCGCAUCAUCCUCGACCGACGUCGGCGGCGGCGGCGGUGGCGGCGGUAGUAGAAGUCUCGUCGUCGACGACCCAACACGGACGACCGCUUUCGGAUUCACCAUCACGCUCCUCAGCGCCGUCUCGGCCGUGUUCAAGACCAUCUUCACCAACGAGUUGCAGCGGCCACCUGGGGCCAGUCGGUGGGGAUUGGGUCUGUCCUCGACCAGGCUCGUGCAGUACCUCGCUCUGUACGCCGUAAACCAGACGGUGCUGAUUGCCAGCUGGACCGGCGAGAUCCAAGGACUGACGCACUCCACCACCACCACCACCACCACCACCUUGGCCCACGGUUCGCCGCCUCUGACCCUCAAGCGAGGAGGCGUUGUGCUUCUUCGCAUGAGCCUGCUGUGGCCUUGGCUGUGGCUGUGGCUCGUCAACGCGCUCGCCGCGGCGCUGCUGAACCUGGCCUCCUUCCACGCGAACAGAAGGUGCGGACCACUGAGCAUGGCCAUCGCGGCGAACAUGAAACAGGUGGUCAUCUUGCUCCUGCGCAUCUACUUGCGCGCCGAUGAUGGCGGUACGACGGAGAUGGGCGCCGAAGAAGGACUCUUCUUCUACCACCACCACCGCCAACAGCCCGAGCGGCAGCGGCAGCGGCAGCGGCAGCGGCAGCAGCGGCGCGCGGAGAACACGGUGAUUCUCGGAUCGCUGGUCACGGCGGUCGGGGGCAUUUGGUACGCGUUUGCCAGUGUCAAUCUCUCGGCGAGGAAGGGGCAAGGCCGGAGUCAGAGGGGAGAUUCGGUGGAAGUCAUCAGCACCAGCAGCAGGACUUUGGAGAAACGAGGCUGGAAGGGAUAG